This is a messenger RNA of Pochonia chlamydosporia 170, 1491 nucleotides long. RefSeq names its product embryonic ectoderm development protein. Gene Ontology annotation, biological process: negative regulation of transcription by RNA polymerase II. Gene Ontology annotation, molecular function: nucleosome binding; protein binding. Gene Ontology annotation, cellular component: ESC/E(Z) complex. The record is from RefSeq and is a predicted model, not a curated record. The transcript has 10 exons. NCBI's taxonomy places the organism in Eukaryota, Fungi, Ascomycota, Sordariomycetes, Hypocreales, Clavicipitaceae. Bases 1 to 1491 code for a protein of 496 amino acids.
AUGGCUACGACCGAUGGCGCCCUCUUUGAACUACCGAAAUUACGCGUUUCGCUUGCAUUUGAGAAUGAUACGCGGUUUCUCGGCCACGAUGACAAUGUAGCAGAAUUCUUUGACAUUAAGUUCUGCCCGUAUCAGCCACUAGACUGUUCUCCAGUUUUUGCUGCUGUGAGCAAGAAGCAUAUCGUUCUCUGCAAAUUGUCGCAAAGCAGCGGCGAGUCAAAUCCAUGCGAAGUCAUCAACGUGAUUCGAGAUGACGAUGAUGAGGCGUCCGGCUGCUGCUGUACAUGGACAAAGGACCCUGUCUCAGGAGCCCCGUACAUCUGCGUUGGCGGCGUUGAUGCCAAGGUCAAAAUAUACGACAUCUCAGAUGGAAGUCUUGUGGAGUGUUUUGUUGGGCAUGGAGGCGACGUGAACGAUUUGGCUACGUCGCCAAUCAACCCAUAUAUUAUCGCCUCAGCUUCGGAUGAUACAAGUGUUCGAAUAUGGAGUUUGGAUCCUGUUCACAAGGACCAGCCAUGUCUAUGUAUCCUGGCCGGAGAAGGCCACUCUUGGAAUUUGCUGUCCCUUGCGUUUCAUGACACUGGACGGUAUAUUCUGUCAGCUGGGCAUGACCAAAUAAUUAAUCUGUGGACCAUUCCAGAUCUUCCAACCGAUGCAAUCGACACCCCUCUUCAGGUUCACUAUCCGCACUUUUCCACUUCCGCUGUUCACAGUGGUAUCGUUGAUUGUGUUGCAUUCUUUGGGGACUGUAUCCUUUCCCGCGCUUGUCACGAUAAUGUCAUUGUCCUCUGGAGAAUCGAGGGAUUCUCAUCAGAAGGGCCACCGCCACCACAAAGUGCUGCUCCAACACCGCAAAACGUCAUCCCAACAAGCUAUGAAGAUCCAGAUCGCCUUACACGAUCUGCAUUUGUUCCGGCUACACUACCACAGUGCCCAUCGCAAUACACACGCUUGCUGGAAUUCCAUACCCCAAACUGCGGUCCUCAGUUCUUCAUGCGAUUCAAACUUCUUCACGUCCCAGAUCAAAACCCGGUUCUUGCGUUUUGCAAUGCGGCAGGCAACAUUUUCUUUUGGGACUUUCGGAGAAUCGGUGUGUAUCAUGAGUUCAUGGCAGGCCUGCACGGCAAGUCAAAGGGGGCUAUGGCCCCAAGUUGGCUGAAACCAUUCACCCCUCGGCAAAGAGCAGAUGCUAUGGGUAGAUUUAAAGGGGUUGGCAGUGACAGAGACUCGCUUGCAUCGGGCCAAACGGGCCAAACAGAAACAAGUGAAUAUAGCCUAGAAACGCUAGAAUCGUGGGCAUCUCGAUACAGCAUGGAAGAUCCCCAUGAACCGCUCCGGGCUCAUAAAACGGAGUCUUCCUCAGCAAACUUUGUUGGAAGGCAAGCAGCAUGGAGCCCGGGGGGGGAAUGGUGUGUGGUAGUAGGAAGCUCCAACGCAAUGUUGAUUUUACAAAGAUGGGCCAAAGGAGCUCCAUCUCUCAUCGAGACAUGA